CCAGUGUUUUAGGCAGAUCGCUCGUUCCAGCAUGGCGUACCGGGUACCGUCCUCUAUUCGCGUCGAAACCGACCUCACGUUCGAGGAGAAGCGUUUGAUUGAAGAGCGGGCGAAGCUCAAGGCACAGCUGAGGCAAGAGUACCUCCGUCAACUCACGGAUCCGCACAAACAUGGCUCGGGAGGCUACUUGUUUGACCCUCAGAUGAUGCGGUUUCAAGCGGCUCGUUCCCACAGCAUGAUAUUUGAGCACUUUCGUCCAACCCCAAAAGGAGGCUUCCAGUUUUUUGCCGUAACCUUCUUACCCAUGCUCGUCCUUGGAUAUUUUGUUUAUAAGGACAGGCGAGAGUUUCAACGGAAGUGCAGAACCGGUGAAAUUCCAUACAAGGACAGAAUGUUCAAGAUGGUCUAGUGGCUCCAAAAAUAUCUUCCUUGAAGGUGACUGUAGUGUAAUAAAGCAUUUGUUCAGUUGUGAAA
This is a messenger RNA of Rhipicephalus sanguineus (brown dog tick), 474 nucleotides long. It is a transcript of the gene ND-B15, whose product is annotated as NADH dehydrogenase [ubiquinone] 1 beta subcomplex subunit 4. The transcript has 3 exons. Bases 32 to 409 code for a protein of 125 amino acids. Gene Ontology annotation, cellular component: mitochondrion. Lineage: Eukaryota; Metazoa; Arthropoda; Arachnida; Ixodida; Ixodidae. The record is from RefSeq and is a predicted model, not a curated record.